AUGAGGAAGAUCCCCCCGCUGAGCAGAUCCCUCGCACACAACCUCCUCAGGAGUGUGCUUAAGCAGAGGCUGCAGAGAAAAAAGUACCUGUUUGUUUCCAUCCAAGAGUUCAGCCACAACAAUGUGAUGGAAAAAAUCGCCUGCACAGGUCAGGCAAAAACAGACACAUCAACAAAAGAGUUGCUCGAAAUUUUACAAAAUGAUGAACUCCCCACAGUCAUUAUGGAUAAAAUGGGUACCUUCACCCGUCUGAAGGAGAAACAAAAUUUAUUGUAUGAAAGGAUCCUCUUUAAACCAACGAGCUUUUCCACCUUGUCUCAUUUUAUGCAGAUGAUGAAAAAGGGAAAUUUGCUCACCGAAUUUGAUAUGUACUUUUUUGAAGAAGAUUUUCACAAAAUGAAAUUAAAUAGGGGACAAAAUAAAAAGGAGCUUUUUAUAGACAUCAGGGGAGUUGAUCGAGAGAAGCACAGCUCCUUGGGGAUGUCCACUCAGCAUGGGUCAGUUAAAACGAGCUGCACAACAACCCAAUUGCUAAAACAGUACAAUGUGGAACCGCUAUACUAUUAUAACAUCCAAAGGUACGAGCCGAACGAAGACCCUUCGUCCUUCCUCAUCGAUAAAAGAAGGUUAACAAAGGAGGAGUACACCUAUCAGUAUGUCUCCACUAUAUUGCCUUACAUAUGCUUCACGCUGAUGUUGUUCUUCCCGCACGUCCUCAUAUGUUUAUACAUUCCACAUGUGAAGGAGAAAAAUGAGAAGCACAGAAAAAUGUGCAAAUUAUUUCAAGUUAAGCAACACGUACACAUGUAUAAGGAUAUCAGACCGGAGCAUCUUCAGAAUAUAAUUGACAAUAACAUGAAGACACUCGUGUUUUUUUACAACAAGGAUAUUUUUAUGAACAUGCAUGUGAAAUCAUUAAUGAUAGAUUUAUCCAAAAUUUUAAAAAAAAAUUCUGUUCCUGUUAAUGUGGUCGGUGUGGAUACAGCUAAGCAUAGCAUUCGUUACGGUGUAUCCACAGAUUUUGAGGAGGUUCUUUUUCCUGCCAUUUAUUUCAUUUGUCCUUACCACUAUGACAAUGAUAGUGGCGUUUUUCGGAUUGAAGGCCCGCUAACUUUGGAGAGUAUCUGCGCGCAGAUCUCGCACUUCGUGCACGUUCCGCGCAACGCCUUCGGCCAGAUGCGG
Molecule: messenger RNA, 1182 nt
Organism: Plasmodium cynomolgi strain B
Lineage: Eukaryota; Apicomplexa; Aconoidasida; Haemosporida; Plasmodiidae
Exons: 1
Source: RefSeq, a predicted model, not a curated record